ACGCGCGUGGCGAGACUUGUUGUAGACUUGUAGUACCUACAGUACCGUAUUACCGUCAUGGUUUAAGUAAAUUUAAAAUUUUUAAAUCGUGAGCGUAACUCGUAAGUACUAUAGGCAAUAAGCAUAAGCAUAACAAUAUACCACUAUAAGAUAGUUUGUAUAGAUUGUUACUAUAAAUUUAUAUUUUUAAUAAUGCAUAAGGAUUAAAGAAAUAUACCACAAUAUACACUAUUAUUAUAGUAGAGCAUUAAAACAAACAACGAUAUUUCAACUUUUGGAUUUCAAUCAAUUUUGCGAUUAAUGUUAUGACAAAAUGAAUGAAUCACCGGAAACCGUACUUAUAAAACCAAAUCACGAUACCGACGCAGGCACUGCGAAAGAAACUGUUUUAAACGAAAUUGGAAAACGGUCAUUGGAUGAAUCGGAGGAUGUUUGUGAAAGCAACCAUAAAAUAUGUAAGCUUGAAGAGGAAAAAAAUGCUGGCCAGUCUACUCUGUCUAAAAGGCAACUAAAAAAGAUUCAAAAGGAACAGAUAUGGAUGGAAAAAAAAGCAAUACGAAAAGAAUUAAAUAAAGAAAAAAAAGUAGAAAAGAAAAAAUUGAAAGCCCAAAUGCGAGAGUUAGGAGUAGAAGUAUCAAAAGUAAAGAGAAAUAAAAUGGCAGAUAGUACAUGUAAACAACGUAUUGUCUUAGACAUGUCGUACGAUAACUUAAUGUCUGAUAAGGAUUUAUGCAAGUGUUCAAAUCAAAUAUUGAGGUGUUAUGGUCUGAAUCGUAGAAUGGAUAAUCCUAUGCAAUUACAUAUAUGCAGUUAUGAAGGAAAAAUCAAAGAGAUCAUGGCUAAACACAAUGGUUCUGAGUUUUGGGAUUUAAAAUACUUAGAAGAUUCAUUUGAUAAAGUGUUCCAGAAAGAAGAAAUUGUUUAUUUAACCAGUGAUAGUAUGAAUGUUUUAGAAAGUAUAGAUGAAAACAAAGUGUACAUAAUUGGUGGUCUUGUUGAUCAUAAUUCUUGCAAAGGAGCAAGUCUAAAAAUAGCAAAUGAUCUAGGUAUAGCUCAUGCUCGAUUACCUAUUGAUGAACAUAUCAACAUGCAAACUAGAAAAAUCCUAACUAUUAAUCAUGUUUUUGAAAUAAUAUCAAAAGUGGUGUCUGGUAUAUCUUGGAAAGAAGCAUUGAUUAGUACAUUGCCGAAAAGAAAAAUGUUUUCAGUCAUAGACGAAGAGGACCUUCUGGAAUAUGAUAAUUGUUCUAUAGAUUAUAAAUCAAAACUAGAAAUUGAAUGUCCAGAGGUAGAAAAAAAUGAAAAUUUAGUAGAAGAAAAUGUUUCACUUGAAAAUUAAAUAAAUAUUUUAUUUUAAA
Messenger RNA from Rhopalosiphum padi (bird cherry-oat aphid), 1358 nucleotides. Its product is annotated as tRNA methyltransferase 10 homolog A. The coding region runs from base 314 to 1339 and encodes 341 amino acids. Gene Ontology annotation, biological process: tRNA N1-guanine methylation. The transcript is spliced from 7 exons. Lineage: Eukaryota; Metazoa; Arthropoda; Insecta; Hemiptera; Aphididae. Gene Ontology annotation, molecular function: tRNA binding. The record is from RefSeq and is a predicted model, not a curated record. Gene Ontology annotation, cellular component: nucleus; nucleoplasm.